Molecule: messenger RNA, 1146 nt
Organism: Cololabis saira (Pacific saury)
Lineage: Eukaryota; Metazoa; Chordata; Actinopteri; Beloniformes; Belonidae
Product: zona pellucida sperm-binding protein 3-like
Exons: 8
Coding region: 1-1098 (365 amino acids)
Biological process (GO): egg coat formation; positive regulation of acrosome reaction; binding of sperm to zona pellucida
Cellular component (GO): extracellular matrix
Molecular function (GO): acrosin binding
Source: RefSeq, a predicted model, not a curated record
AUGUUUGCAGGUCGUUCAGCCUCUCUGACAGUCCUGGCGCUCCUUGCUCUUGGAAUCACGGAUGCCAUGAGGACUUUGAAAGAGGGUCCGAUGAUCGAUGCUGAAGGAAGGGAGUAUAAAGUAGUUCUUCUGCCAGAAAGCCAACCCCAGCUGAGCCACAGACCCACUGUCCGCGUGGAGUGCACCGAGAGGUCCAUGAUCGUCUUCAUUCAGGCAGACCUCUUCAGAAACGGCCGUCUCGUGUCCCCAGGAGACCUGUUUCUAGGAGAUGCCCAGUAUUCAAAAGCCGAGCGGUGCCAAGCUGUUCUGAGUGGGGAGCACGAAUAUGUGAUUGAAGCUGGUUUGCAAGACUGUGGCUCCAACUUAAGUAUAUCUGGUGAUGAUGUGAUUUACUCAAACAAGUUGAUAUUCAGGCCAACCUUCAGUCACCAUGCUAUUACGAGGAUGACGCAUGCAGUAGUCCCCGUUUCCUGUCACUAUAAAAGGACACACACUGUAAGCAGUAACGCUCAGCACCAAGCCAUAACCUUCUCCAAAUCAGCAAAGUUUUCCACCGGGAACUCUCCUUUCUCUCUGAAGCUGAUGGGUGGUGACUGGUCAACUGAGCUGUUCUUUAACAGCUUCCGUCUUGGGGACCUCCUGCGCCUCGAGGCAUCGUACACCGGCCCUGAUCCAAGAUGGCUUUUCAUGGACAGCUGCGUUGCCACCCUGACACCUGACAUGACAUCAGUGCCCAGAUACUACUUUAUUGAAAACAAUGGGUGCUUCACUGACUCGAGAGGAGGAGGGUCGAACGCUCUGUUCAGGCCAAGACUGAGAACUGAGUCACUUCAGCUGCAGCUUGAUGCCUUCCUCUUUCACAAUGAUUUAAGAAACACAGUAUUUGUAACUUGCCAACUGAAAGCUGCACCCCAAACGUGGCAGAGCAGCCCUUCUAACAAGGCCUGCAACUACGUACAGUCCAGCUGGAGGAGUGUGGACGGCUAUGAUGCUGCGUGUCAGUGUUGUGAUGACGUGUGUCCUAGAAGUCCACCUACAGAUGAAGUUCUUUGUGACACUGUGACUAUUGGCCCGAUGGUGAUUCUCCCCAGCGACUAAGCUGAGGAUAAAUGUGCAGAUGACAAACGCUCAGCGCCUAAUGUAGAA